Molecule: messenger RNA, 595 nt
Organism: Nicrophorus vespilloides
Lineage: Eukaryota; Metazoa; Arthropoda; Insecta; Coleoptera; Silphidae
Product: ras-like GTP-binding protein RhoL
Exons: 4
Coding region: 12-557 (181 amino acids)
Biological process (GO): small GTPase-mediated signal transduction
Molecular function (GO): GTPase activity; GTP binding
Source: RefSeq, a predicted model, not a curated record
AAUAGUUAAAGAUGGACAAAAAUAUUCAGAUAAUGGUGCUUGGCAAUGGUAACACAGGAAAGACCUGUUUGCUGCUGGCUUACAAAAAGAAGGAAUUCGAUGGAACGCAAGUGCCCACCGUAAUAGAAAAUUAUCCUAUGGAGAUCAUGAUCGAUGGAAAACCUCAACAGAUGACCAUCAUAGACACCGGAGGUCAGGAAGAUUAUGAUAGAUUGAGGCAAAGCAUAUACAAAGACUGCAACGUUUUUAUAGUGUGUUACUCGGUCGCUUCCAGGACUAGCUUUGAUAACGUUAAAGACAAAUGGAUCAAAGAGCUGAAUUACUAUUGGCCCAACUGCAUCGUCAUUCUUGUUGCUACUAAAUCCGAUUUGAGACAGAGCAUGGAAGGAUGUAUUGAGAAGUCCGAAGGGUUGAAGAUGAAGAAGAGGAUAGGAGCUCACGAUUUCGUGGAAUGCUCUUCAAAGCUGAUGUACAACGUGAACGAGGUUUUCGAGAAGGCCAUAACGGCAGCAUUAAGACCCAAAAUUGUCAAGAAAAAGUUCUGUGUUCUGCUGUGAUUUCUGUAUUUAAACAAAUAAAUUUUCUAUUGUCUAUA